UAGAAGAAGAAGACGAAGUAGCAGCAGCUUUUCUAGCCGAGUAGAUAAACAAACGUAUUAUUUGGUUUGUAUAACGAUUAAUGCAGAUUUAAUUAACUACCAUAUACGACUCAAUUAGUGCUCAUGUUGUUAAAUUCAAAUAAUCAGUGUCCACAGCGCUGUUUCCCCGAAGAGUAGUUAGCUCAUGUUGGAGAUAGCUAGCUAGCUAACGUUGGUUAUCUCGAUAUGGCGAGAACGAGGGAGCAACAUGGCAUGCAAUGGUCGCAGGGUUAGCUAGCCAACUUACUUGGUUUCAAAGUUUGGUAGCAGAAGACAUCUGCCAGGCUGUAAGAAAUUUGCAGUUUGGAAUUUUGAGGCUAGGGAUCUAGAAUUUGAGACAAGUUCGACUGCAAUCAGAUCCACGCGUCGUCAUGGCUUGGGCUCUGAAGUUGCCGCUCACUGAUGAGGUGAUUGAAUCAGGUCUGGUCCAGGACUUUGAUGCCAGUCUCUCUGGCAUUGGACAAGAGCUUGGAGCUGGCGCGUACAGUAUGAGCGACGUGCUGGCCCUCCCUAUUUUUAAGCAGGAGGAGUCUAACCUGCCGCCUGACAGUGAGAACAAGAUUCUUCCUUUCCAGUAUGUUCUGUGUGCAGCUACCUCGCCUGCUAUCAAACUGCAUGAUGAAACACUUACCUACCUCAACCAAGGACAGUCUUAUGAAAUUCGAAUGCUUGACAAUCGGAAAUUGGGUGAACUCCCAGAAAUCACUGGCAAAAUGGUGAAGAGCAUAAUCCGAGUAGUCUUCCAUGACCGGCGUCUUCAGUACACAGAGCACCAGCAGCUGGAGGGCUGGCGCUGGAACAGGCCUGGGGACCGCAUCCUCGACCUGGAUAUCCCCAUGUCAGUUGGCAUGGUCGACCCCAGGGCUAACCCUACUCAGCUUAACACUGUGGAGUUCCUGUGGGACCCUUCAAAAAGAACCUCGGUUUUUAUCCAGGUUCACUGCAUCAGCACAGAGUUCACCAUGCGGAAGCACGGGGGAGAGAAGGGCGUGCCUUUCCGCAUCCAGAUUGACACUUUCAAAGAGAACGAUGGCGAAGAGUAUACAGAGCACCUGCAUUCUGCCAGCUGUCAGGUCAAAGUCUUCAAGCCUAAAGGUGCAGACAGGAAGCAGAAGACAGACCGAGAGAAGAUGGAAAAGAGAGCGCCUCAGGAGAAGGAGAAAUACCAGCCCUCGUACGAAACCACCAUCCUAACAGAGUGCUCUCCCUGGCCAGAGGUCACCUAUGUAAAUAACUCUCCAUCGCCUGGCUUCAACAGCCCACACAACAGUUUUCCAGUGGCAGAGGGGAAUGGAUCCCCCAGUCACCAGCCAGAGCCAGUUGUUCAGGUGGCAGAUAUUGAAAGCUGUCUGACUGAUACAAUUUUGUCGUCCCAUCUACUUACAAGAGACGGUGACAGUAUCCAUCAGAACCUGUUACCCGCGGCAACACCACAGGAUGCACAGCAGUGGCUCCAUAGAAGCCGCUUUUCACCGUUCUGUCGGCUCUUCACAAAUUUCUCUGGGGCUGAUCUGUUGAAGCUGACCAGGGAAGAUGUCAUUCAGAUCUGUGGGCCGGCAGAUGGUAUUAGGCUCUUCAACGCAUUGAAAGGACGGGUGGUACGUCCCAGGCUGACAGUGUAUGUGUGCCAGGAAUCCCAGCAGGCUCGGGAACAGCAGCAGAAACACGAGAACAGAGACGCAGCUAGCAGCACUUUUUUCGUGUACCAUGCCAUCUACCUGGAGGACUUGACAGCAGUUGAGCUGACCGAGAAGAUCGCUCAGCUAUUCAACAUCUCAUCCAGACAGAUCAGUCAGAUCUUUAAACAGGGACCCACUGGUAUACAUGUCCUGGUCAGUGAUGAGAUGAUUCAGAACUUCCAGGAUGAAGUAUGUUUUGUUUUGGACACAAUGAAAGCCGAGACAAACGACGGCUACCACAUCAUCCUGAAAUGAAGACUCUCUGGGGGAUUGCCUCCGCUCUCUCCUUACACCCUGCCAGCCCCUGAUGUUCCUGGACCAUGCUGAAGAUGACCCGAUCGUUUCACUCAACGAUUCUCUAGGGGCUGCUCGCUACGGGGAACAUUUGACUGAAGCACCUUGCCCAUCCUCGAUACCUUAUUGUCUUUAUUUUAAAGGAUUGACACUAUUUCAGCUGCCAUAUUGAUGCAACUCUCCAGACUCCUCCCCUAAUAGAAACCCUUUUAAAUGGUUGAAUUUUCCUGCUUUGUUGCUCAUGUGUUUGAAAAAGAGAAUGGAAGACACCCUGCCACUGCUUCAGAAUCAACGACUUUGCUGUACUGUUUUUAGAAUUCAGUCUUGCAUGGAAAGGGAUACACAACAAGAGAUGCAGAGUGCGUAUACAGGGUGCCAGUGGUCUCCAGUCUUCAUCUCCUACUACUAGGCUGCUGGACACCAAGGAGCCAUUUUGUGAGGACCGUGGUGAGGACCGUGGUCAUGGUUAAGUAGCUACAGCAACGAAGCUUGCACAGGAAAUAAAAUCUUAACUGGGUUAAAGAUAACCCAGGUUAAGACAAAAGGGUUCUAAUAUCCCGUAACUCUUUGCAUAAAUGCGGAAGCAUUCUAGACAACGGGACCAGCAAUUGUGAGCGAAAAUGACUGGAGGCAGUACAGAAAGUUCGCCAUUAAAGUGGAAAAUAAACACAAUCGUAGGGAAUUUAGGCUAACUACUCAGCAAGCACAUAGCAUAACUGUUUUACUGCCGUUUUAUUCAUUUAUAGGUUUUUCAAAUUAUCUACAGCCAUUACUUGAUUACCUGACCGCUGGUCAAGUUUUCAAUGCUAAUACUGUGGAAUCCAACAAUGGCGCUGGUCCCAUGAAUUUGUUUAUUUGGAAUUAUUACAUUGUCCUAACCUGGAUAUCUUCAACCUAAAAUCUUAAUGAUGUCAUAAUGGAUAAUGAAAGGGACACCAGCAGCAUCUAUGAAAACCCCUCUGUUCUCCCAGUGAGUGCUGUGCUGUGAAAGCCCACAGUCUGUCAAGUUGUACCUGUGUCAUCCUCUGUCCAUCUGUGCAGCUUUUCUAGGCCUUUCAACACUGUCAAGACCGCAUCAGUAUACUGUUCUGUUCAUCAUGAUAUGGCCCUCCCCUUAUUCAUUAAUCUGAUUGACACACUUUGACCACACACUGUGGCAACCCCAACAACCUACUAGUCUCUGUCUUGCCCGCUAUCCCUAUUUAUCAUUGUACUGUAUCAGUUUACAGUGUCAUUACGAUGGAUUUGGACAGUUCACAAACUUUUGAGUAGAUAGUAGUUUAGAAGGUAUGAAUUUUGAAUCAUGUUUUACUUUGACUGUUUUAUAAACAUAAACAGACUUGUGUUCCUACCUUAUUUAGGGAAAAGCAGUCUGCAUUGUUUUGGGAUAUUACCACUAUCAAAUAUAUAUAUAUAUAGUAGUGGGUUGUUUACUGUAUGCCGAAGCUGCAUGUGGAAAGCUAGAGUUGGUUCUCAUUCAAUAAGGUUCUACUGAACGCUAGAUGUUGCCCACCUUUGCCCCUUGUCCAAGUCAUCAGAACGAUUAAACUACUUACCCAAACAUUG
Molecule: messenger RNA, 3578 nt
Organism: Coregonus clupeaformis (lake whitefish)
Lineage: Eukaryota; Metazoa; Chordata; Actinopteri; Salmoniformes; Salmonidae
Product: transcription factor CP2
Exons: 18
Coding region: 411-1973 (520 amino acids)
Biological process (GO): regulation of transcription by RNA polymerase II
Cellular component (GO): nucleus
Molecular function (GO): DNA-binding transcription activator activity, RNA polymerase II-specific; RNA polymerase II cis-regulatory region sequence-specific DNA binding
Source: RefSeq, a predicted model, not a curated record